Sphaeramia orbicularis (orbiculate cardinalfish) is the source of this 5060-nucleotide messenger RNA. RefSeq names its product zinc finger and BTB domain containing 1 (gene zbtb1). Lineage: Eukaryota; Metazoa; Chordata; Actinopteri; Kurtiformes; Apogonidae. Gene Ontology annotation, molecular function: protein binding; DNA-binding transcription factor activity, RNA polymerase II-specific. The record is from RefSeq and is a predicted model, not a curated record. The transcript is spliced from 2 exons. Bases 721 to 2736 code for a protein of 671 amino acids. Gene Ontology annotation, biological process: regulation of transcription by RNA polymerase II. Gene Ontology annotation, cellular component: nucleus.
CUUAAUCAAGUUUAUAAAAAGGAAAUUAAAAAAAGACUAAAUUGAAAGACUCUUUGUGAUUUAAUGUGCAUAUCUAAAACAUAUUAACUCUUGGUUUAAGUCGUUUGUGUCAUUCAUUAAAAGAUGUGAAAGCUACAGACACAUUGGAUUUAAAGUUGCUGUCAGAAGGUCCAGGUCCAUGUCUUUUAUUCUGAAGAUCUACCGGAAAUGGCCGCUGUCAUGGCGGGCGUCUUGGCAGCCGUGAGCUGCACCGGAGCCGUAAUCUCCAUCUUAGCUCGUCGGUGUGGUCGGCCUCUCCCUUCUCCCGGCCUUCACACGGCCUCUCCGACCCGGGCCCCGCUUCCAUGGCUCUCUGGCAGAGCUCCACGGGUCGUCGGUGACAGAGGCGCGGUGAACGCGGGAGUGUCCCCCGCUCGGACCCGCAGCGGACCUGCGGGGGCGGGUUUACGGUAAAGCGACCCACCGACACUGGAAACACAAGAUUAAUGUGGAUUUAAAGACGUGACGGUGGAAAGUCCCGUUGUAAAGUGAAGGAGAACGUAUUAAACCACUGUUAAGAGUCAAACAGAAGACUUAGUGUUCAGUUGUAUUCCAUAAGGAGGCCUGAUCUGAGACAGGAUAAAAAGAGUUUCAGUUACUACAGUUGAAGUAUUCAGUUACUCCACUAAAAGUACUGGACCAGCCCACAGUAAAACUGUCUGUCCUCACAGUUACAGGACGAUGGCGAGGCUGAGCCACAGCGACCAUGUCCUCCAGCAGCUUAACAACCAGAGAGAGUGGGGCUUCCUGUGCGAUUGCCUCAUAGCCAUCGGUGACAUCUACUUCAGAGCCCACAAGGCUGUGCUGGCGGCCUGCAGUUCCUACUUCAGGAUGAUGUUCAUCCGGGAUCAGCAGGGGGCAGGCCGCCUGGACCUCAGCAACAUGCAGAUCAGCGCUGAGUGCUUUGACCUCAUUCUGCAGCUCAUGUACCUGGGACGCAUUGUUGUUGGGAGCUACGAGUUCGAGGAGCUGAAGGCGUCCAUGGCCUAUCUGCAGAUGUACUACAUCCCUGACUCACUGGAGGACCUCCGGGACAUCCGGAGCUCUAACCUCACCCCAUCCUCUUCUUCCUCAUCCUCAUCCACUUCCUCCACUGGUCCUGCCAGCGGGAAAAUGAUGUUUGGUGUACGCAUGUAUGAGCAGCAGAGAACUGCGGCGCUGGAUGGAGAGCGUUUAUCCAAAGCUGUGAGCUGUGGUACUGGGCGUCCAACCGUUCCAGCCACUGUCAGCAGGCCGGUGGCAGCAGAGGAGCCGGUCAGUGCUCCUUUGAUUGUGGCUCCUCCUGCUGUGGAUGGAUCAGCUGAGCAGCCAUGUGACCUGCGGAAGAGGUCUGGCGGGCGUAGUGCAACACUUAAAGACCGCCCUCGAUUUGGUCGCACUUACACUUGUGACGAUUGUGGCUUUGUCUUUAGCUGCGAGAAGCUUCUGAUUGAGCACAUUCUGACCUGCACUAACCGGAAGGCCUUCCAUGCACCCAGAGGCAACACUGAUGACAACGAGUCCAGCAAAGCUGAGAGCUCGGCCUCUGACACCACUGAGGACACUCGGAUCAUGUGCAAAGGUGAGGAGGACUGGCCUGAUGCCAAGGCGGACUCUGACCUUACUGUCGGGUCAGGGGUAACGGACGAGCCUGCGUCAACCCGCAGCAUCUCCAUCAAAACAGAACCAGAGGAAACCCUGUUCCCAGAGAUUGAGGUGGUGCGGGUUGGAGAGCACAAAGGCUGUCCACGGUUUGGCAACUCCGCCCACAAAGACCUGCUGAGAGAGAGGAAGGGGUCAGAGCGGCAGCCAGAGCCCAGCGUUUCUACAUUGGACAACAGUGGUGAGGCUUUUGAGGGCCAGAGCGACGACUCAGGGAUCCCAGCAAAGCUCCGUAAGGUCAAGGAGGAGCAGCAAGAUUCUGACUGCACCCCAUGUGAACUAUGUGGAGCCCUGUUGACGGAGGAAGAUCGCUCUGCCCACUACCUAUCCAAUCAUAUGGGGCACAUUUGCGCCUGCGGACGCUGCGGUCAAGUACUGAUCAAGGGCCGGCAGCUCCAGGAGCACGCCGAGCGCUGCGGCGAGUCCCACGGUGUGGAGUCGGACUCCCACGGCGAGGACGAGGAGGCGCAGGGGCCAGAGGAGGGCCUACUGGAGGCAGAGGCGGUCGACCUGGCCUGUCCCCACUGCGGCCUGUUGUUCCAGAAUGAGAGCGUGGCGCUGGAGCACGCCCUCUCCUGCCAUGAGCAGGAGCUUUUUCGGCCAACGCUGCUGGAGGAGAGUGGAGAACCCGACCACCGGCGCAAACACUUCUGCAGUAUCUGUGGCAAAGGCUUCUACCAGCGCUGCCACCUGCGCGAACACUACACCGUCCACACCAAGGAGAAGCAGUUCACCUGCCAGACCUGCGGAAAGCAGUUCCUACGUGAGCGACAGCUACGGCUUCAUACCGACAUGCACAAAGGCAUGGCACGCUACGUCUGCCCCGUCUGCGACCAGGGAACCUUCCUGAAGCAUGACCACGUCCGCCACAUGAUUUCCCACCUUUCGGCUGGGGAAACCAUCUGCCAGGUGUGCUUCCAGAUCUUCCCCGGUGGUGAGCAGCUGGAGAAACACAUGGACGUCCACCUGUAUAUCUGCGGUGUUUGCGGAGAAAAGUUCCGGCUCCGUAAAGACAUGAGGAGCCACUACAACUCCAAGCACACCAAGAGACUAUAGAGGGCCGACAAAGUCAAACCAGUCUGUAACUAAAAGCCAUAAAUGUGAGAACAAAUGUAUGCACUUGAACACCAAAAAAAAAAACUUUGAACCUGCACUUUUAAAGUUUAUGCAUAAACUAAUUGGCUGUUGACACUGUGAGCAGCGAGUCUGAGUAGUUGGUGAGCGAUGGAAAUGAACAGAAUUGAAGAACAGUGAUAAAUCAUAGAGUAAUUUGAGGAUUUAAAGUUAAUUUGAUGAAAACAAAACCAUGUUUCAGUAUUUUCAUUCAUUCAUUCAUGUGUUACAGUUUGUUCAUUUUCACAAAUUUUUAUUUAGCGAAACCAUUACCAAGCAACAAUGUCUGAAUUAUUUAAGUUGCAUAUAAUUUACAUUUUAUAUUAUACCAACAUAAAAUUGUUUUCUUGUCGUUCAGAGGAAGUUGUUUUUGAGACACUUUCCAAAAGUUUCUCAAAGUGGUAAGUGCAUUCACAGAGCAGCUACAUUAGUAGGUCAAUGUUUUUCAUUGCCAAAGUGCAAAAAGUUGGUAAACGCUUUGGUCUGAAGUAGCACACACAUUAAAUGUCUGCUGAAAGAUUGGAAAAUGAUCAUAUUUUAACCUUCAUCUUCUUUUGUAAAAUGAUAAAUGUAUGAAAAUAAUGGAACAUGGUGCUGUUCAGAUCACGUCUACUUAAGAUGAAUUAAAUGGCUUAAUUUAUCACUUCAUGAUUCAUUUUCCAUUUACAUCCAUUUUAUCAGUUAAUUUUUGUUCUUUUCCUGCUGUUGAAUAAAAAUUUCUGAGUUGUUUUCUGUCAGAUAAAAUGGUUUGAAUCAGUGUCUGAAAUCAGUCAGGAUUAAAUGUAGAAACAAACGACAAACUGAAUUAUGGAUGUUUAUGGAAUUGUAACACCAGGACCUCGAUAUAUUGAGAGAAUUAAUGACUCAUCAUCAAAUAAUGUGGAACAAUGUCAAAAACUGAUGAUUUGUACACAGAAGUGUUUAUAUAAAAUAGAAAAUUUAUUCGUUUAAUAAUUUUACUGCUUUUACUCCAUGUAAAAACCUGAUUUUCUUUUAGCAUGUUCUACAUUUAGUGACAAUGAGGAACUUUUCUCAUAUUCAUUAAAUUGUGUAGUUUUUCGUUAAUGAAUUGAAUAUUAUAUGAACUGGGAAAGCAAAAUUAAAGUAAUAGUCCAAAUGAAAAAUGCAAAAUAUGUAAAGGACAUAUAACGUCAUAUCAGCAGGUGAAAGGAUAAACAUAAUGAACUACAUUUUAAAGUAAUGCAACUCCACUGUGUCUCAUCAAAAUAUAUGUUAAAUAUGAAGCUUUUAAUGUGACAUAUGCAUAACGCAUUCAUUUGUUCCAUAAAGAUAUGAACAUUUUUAAUCUAGGGAACAUUGAUGUGUAGUUUUCAUUUUCAUGAAAUCGACACUCAAAAAUAGAAAGGAUUAAAUGUAAACACAAUGUCUGGACUUUUGCGUGGUUAUAAUUCUAAAAACCCAUUCUACUUUAGAUUUAUUCUUUUUGUCUUAUUAAAGAAAUUGUUUUGUAAAGACACCAAUGACCUGCUGGAAACAUUGUGCAUGCAUUUGUAUUCAGGUUUUAUUACAGGCUAAAACAUCCUAAAAACAUAAAGUAAACUUCAGAAUGUCUACACAGGACUAAAGUCAGACUAUAGUUAGAUGUAAGCCUUGGUUGAGGUCUGUCUUCAUGAAGCUGGUUCUGGAUUUUCUGACAGAAAACAGACUACAAAGAGAUGAAAAUCUUCAGUUUCCUGUUCAAUAUAUCCAGUUCAUGACAGGAGCUGCUCACGGUGUGAACACUCAUUCCAACCGGCACUGAACUCCAGGGGAAAUCGGACCGCCGCCCUCUCUUUAGCCUCCACGUGUGCUGGCUUUCGGCGGAUCCGGAUCCUGCUCAAGUUGGGGGUUCUAGUGCCAGUUGGAGCGCUGCGGUGCCUCCAGCUUCUGCUCGGUGUUUCAGAGUUUUAACUUGAGAUACUAAAGAGCUGUUCAUGGUGUUGUUUGUGGACUCAUGAGCCGUGUUUCCGUUAAUGUAUUUCAUGCACAUUCUCAAGGAUUGUAUCAGAAAGGAUUCAUGCCUGAGGUUUUUAUACCUAUUUGAGCUGAUAUUUGUCAUUUUAGAAAAAGUGUUAAGUAUAUUCUGGCAUAUUGAAUUAAGGACAUGAUGGAUCAGGUGAAAACAUGGCCAGUAGCAAGUGGGAAGUUUAGAAUAAAGAACUAAUUUGAUUUAAUGCUGGUUUUCACAGCAUUAAAUCAAAUGAACAAAAUAAGCGCAAAAUCAGUAUCAUGAAACGUGUCAAUGGUAAAUUUAGCAAAAACUGGGG